GUCUCAGUUAAUUUUACCAAAUAGAAAUGUCAGAAUUCUAACCUAAUCGGCUUCUGCGAACGUCAGGCAGUGUCAAUUUUUACCGAUGCGUUGUUGUUCGCCAGAUAGCGAAAUCUGUCAGAACAGAUUUUGUCAAGUGCCUACUACAAAAUUUGAAGGCAGAAAGACUGCAGCUUGCAUACAGGAACUGAUGAUAUGUUCGACAUGUUACCAGCGUGUCGACAGAAAUACAACAAAUUCUCACGUAACUGGACCUGUUCGGCUUCAGCCGACAAUCUGUUGACAGCGUGAAUGAAGCAGAGCUUGAGCGCGAAGGAAGAAAUUAACAAAAAUGAGAUUCAGAUUUCUUGGCGAUGGCGACUGUCCAGACUGGUUGCUAGCGGAAAUCAACACGCUUUCGCGAAUGACUUCAAUUAAAAUGAAAAUGCUAGGUCAAGCAGUGGCUAAAUAUUUGACCGAUGGAGAACUUGAUGAGGAAAAAAUAAAGAAGAUUACUCAAGACGCCAAACUUGAUGUAGGCGAUGCGAAAGCAAUAGUAGCUGCUCUCGAAUUGAUAUUCACAUCUUCCGCCCGGUACGGCGUUUCCGCUGCUGACUUAAGCAGCGAACUGCAACAAUUGGGACUUCCCCGAGAACAUAGCACGGCUAUAGCAAGACUGCACACGGAUCACAGUCUCCAGAUCACGGCUGUACUCUCGUCUCAAUCUUUAAGAGUCAGUCGCUUGUCCUCCAUCGAAGUACUGCCUUGCGAUAGCUCGUCGCCUGUUUCCGCUGUGACGUUAAAAUUGAAGAAAAUAGACGGAAAGGAGGAAGACUCCACUAUAAAUAUCUCUAAGGAUGACGCGCAAGUGUUAUUGAAAGAAUUGAAGAAAGCACGGGCGCUAAUGGAAAAUUUGUGAAUAUUAAGUAAGAAUAAUAAUUACAGCAUUUUAUAACACAAUUAUUAUACUUUAUGGGAUUAGAUUAUUUAUCAAUAAACAUGCCAUGUAGAAAACAUAGUUUUAUUCUAAACAACAUGUAGAAGACGGCUAAUGCGUGUCUAAGGCAAGAUAUAGGUAGCCUAUAACACAUUGGAAUUUAUU
Messenger RNA from Vollenhovia emeryi, 1081 nucleotides. Its product is annotated as COMM domain-containing protein 4. The transcript is spliced from 9 exons. Bases 332 to 898 code for a protein of 188 amino acids. Lineage: Eukaryota; Metazoa; Arthropoda; Insecta; Hymenoptera; Formicidae. The record is from RefSeq and is a predicted model, not a curated record.